This is a messenger RNA of Cornus florida, 1486 nucleotides long. RefSeq lists its product as uncharacterized. The coding region runs from base 90 to 1193 and encodes 367 amino acids. Gene Ontology annotation, cellular component: endoplasmic reticulum. The transcript is spliced from 3 exons. Lineage: Eukaryota; Viridiplantae; Streptophyta; Magnoliopsida; Cornales; Cornaceae. The record is from RefSeq and is a predicted model, not a curated record.
ACCCGUACUAAAUUCUUCAACUUCAAGAAAGCGACCACCAAGCAGCCACACAGAGAGAGAGAAUUGUCGGUCCAAAAAUCCAAGAAACCAUGAAAACAAUAGUUGUAUCAGCAUCAACAACAUCAUCCUCUGUAAAAUCAAGCACCACCAUCAACACCAACAUGGAAGACGAUCAAUCUGGAACCCCCCGAGACAGCUGUUACUUCCCGGGAUGCCGAAAAGACGCCAAUUGCAACUGCGACAUCUGCUUGGCCAGCAUCAACGCCACACUCGACCUCAUGCCCAAGAGCAUCCAGAGAAGCUCUCACACCAACCGCUCUGCUUCCAAACCCCCAGUUCCCCGGAGCCCCGUUUCGUUCAGUCCGUCCACUACUACGUCGACGCCGCCUGGACCGCCGGGUAUCCACCGCCGGGCCAUGGUGUCUCCGCCACUUAAUUCCACGGCAAGAACGAGUUUUCACGAGAAGAUGAAGAGAGAGAAGAGAGAGAUGGGAUUCGGGUCUUUGCUGAUGAGAUUGAUUGUGGGGCUGAGCUUGAUUUUGGCGGCCGAACAUGGGUGUUCUUGGGUGGUUUCGGAGUUUUUGCAGCCCCAAUUGUCGCCGGAUAUGGUGAGGAAUGUGGGUGAGAAAUCAUGGGUUUUUCAAGAUUUGAAUCAAAGAUUGGAAUUCUUGAAGAAAGAACUACAGGGUGUGGUUGAAGGGGAGGUUUCAAGCUGUAGAUCAAUUGAUUCUUUUUGGGAAAUCAAUAAGGAUGGUUUGCUCCUAAAUUCGCAGUGUACAUUAUACAAAUCUGCAGUGGAGGAGGUGAGCAUUUGGGGAUGGCCUCUGCAGACUGCAGGAUUGCUCACAGCUGAAUUCUCUUCAAGAUCAUUCACUAUCUUAACAGGAAGAAUUACAGAGUGGUCUGAAGGGAAGGUCCGAUAUUCGGUCCGAAGGGGGAACAGUUCUUGGGCACAAGGAAGAUGGAGUGCAUCUGUUGUGCAGUUGAAUCCUAACACAUGGGUGCUCGAAUAUCGGCGCAGUUCGAUAAUGGAGAAUUCAAGAUUGGUUUCAGCAGCACUGGAGUUUGUCAAGUGCAGGUUGUCAAGAGAGUUCAAGAAAUUAAAGCAGGAGUUCUGGCUCUUGUCUGCUUUUGGGGGAAGCAGCAGCCAGUACAGUGAUUUUUCAGAUGACACUAUCAGAAUCCCAACUUGAAGAACAUCCCGUCCAUGGAUUGAUGUUCAGUUUUUUCUUUCUUCACCUUCUCUUAGGAAUAUAUGUAAUUCUCAUUCCUUGUGAGAAGUUUCUGAUACUAUUUUUUAACUGGUGCGUACUAUAGUGUAGCUCUAAAGUUUCUGAUACUAAUGUUGGUUUUGAAUUGUUAAGACUGAAUUAAUUGUACAUGUUGAUUUGAAUUGAUGUAGCAAUUCAUUGAUGAGUUUUGUUGUGCUCUUGCUGUGGCUUUGUGCAGCUAAGCAAAUUCUGAAUCUGCCCCAACUAAUAGAGUU